This is a messenger RNA of Ruditapes philippinarum (Manila clam), 3972 nucleotides long. RefSeq lists its product as uncharacterized. Bases 320 to 3436 code for a protein of 1038 amino acids. The transcript is spliced from 3 exons. Gene Ontology annotation, molecular function: protein binding. The record is from RefSeq and is a predicted model, not a curated record. Lineage: Eukaryota; Metazoa; Mollusca; Bivalvia; Venerida; Veneridae.
UAUAUAUAGACGCAUUGUAAAUCAAAAUUUUAUCCCAAACUUUUCCAAAGUGUGUAAAAAUAGAUAUUGAACUAUCGAUCUAUUUCUUUAUCAAAGCGGCUUUUAUUUUCAUCCAAUCAAACCGAACUUCCUUGUCACAGACGAUUGGCCAGGUGCGGAAUGGCAUUUUUUCCAUCUCAUUCAAAAGCUCUUAAAUUUAAACUUUUAUAGUACAAUUGAUAACUUGCAAUAUGGUAACGGACAAUAUAUAAUAAAGUUAUCAACACUGUGAGAAAAAAUACAUGGAGAGUAACUAUUGAAGCAAGGUCUAUAAUCAAACAUGGAUGCAAUCUUUCAACUUGUAUUCUUUGUGUGUCUUCUCGGACCUCCGGCCAUGGCUCAGUUGGCUUGUCCAAAUAUAAAUGGCUUUGUGAACUUGUCGGGUGCUGGACUUACAAACAUUGAUGCAAGCACCUUUGAAACAACGUAUGACUGUAAAGGGAUGGUGGAAAACAUCACUUCAUUGGACCUUUCUUACAACUCCAUUACGAGUGUAAAUGUGGACAGUUUUGCAAUUUUCUAUGAACUGCUAUCUCUGAAUCUGUCAAACAACGCCAUACCUUCGCUCGACAAUAGCACUUUUUACCCUCUUAAAAAACUGGAAACUCUUGACGUUUCUUUUAACUCACUCACACAACUUGGCGGUGGUCUUAUUAGCCUCUUCAACUUGAGGAGCGUUUGGUUCAACAACAAUAACAUCAGCUAUGUUGACCCUCAUAUUGUCGGUCAGGAAAAUAUUGGCUUGAGAUAUUUCAAUCUUAAUAAUAACUCGUUGACCUAUUUGGAUCCGUGGCCUUACACAACCUACCAGUCACAUCAGAGAAGACUGGACCGUGAGUUCUUCUUACAACAUAACCAGAUUUCGCGACUUACAAAUUAUAUGAACUGGACAUAUGAUCUUCAAUAUCCAUUUGAAGUAUUGGUAAACCUCCAAUGGAAUAAACUUGAAACAAUUACGGUGGACACACUACGACAAUACGAACCGGAUAUGAGUUCGCAGGCUAUUUUCACCGUGUUUCUCACGUUCCAGGCCAACGUGACACAUAACCCCUUCUUUUGUGAUUGCCAACUCUACGAAAUGACUGAGAUCGUCCGCCGUGGAAUUUUCCGCUACACUAAAGUGGAACAAUACAGGUACAGGUGUGGCUCUCCUUCAGCUGUUGCAGGAAUAGACUUUCUUCACGACCUGGACUACGAUCAGUUUGUUUGUAACGUCACUUCCGGUUGUCCGACGGGAUGCUUUUGUCAAGAUCGGCCACAUAACGACACCUUUUUUAUUGAUUGCAAUGGCGCCGGGCUUACUGAAAUGCCGGAUGUCAUUCCAAAUCACGGUCGUUCCAAACUUGAAAUAAUUCUCGAUAACAACAAUAUUGAUACGUUAAAGAACACAUCGUACCUUACGAACAUUUACAAUAUAUCAAUGGCAGGAAACAAACUAAAUAGGUUAGAUGAAAACGUCCUUUCUGUAAUGAAAGCCUCACGUUUGGAUUUUAGAAACAAUAGGAUCUCCACACUACCACGAGAGAUUAAGAAAUUCAGCUACAGCUCCGUGCUUUUAUCCGGAAAUACAUUAGAAUGUGAUUGUGACUCAAUGUGGUUGGCUGAAUGGAUUCAAUUAGAUGGUGAAGAAGGUGACAUGUCUCUUACGUGUGAUUCAAAAACUGGGACACAUACAAUAGCGGACAUCAGUCUUAAAAUUCUCGGCUGCACAAAUGAGUUGAUUAUCAUUAUCUGUGUCUGCUUAGGGGUAAUGUUGGCGUUGCUUGUGAUAGGAUUGGUCUUCGCAAAACGCUGCCCGUAUGAAACAAGGGUUCUUCUUCAUAAGAUUUUUCGUAUUCGGCCAGGAAAAAAGUAUGAAACCGAUAAUGACGAUCAGAAAGAAGUUGACAUCUAUAUUGUCUUUGACAAUAUGUGCGAGGACGUUAUUGGAUGGGUCAGAUAUUUUCUUAAGAAACUUAACCGCAAAAAGCCAGUUUAUUCUGUCCUAAAUCCAGCAAGAUUUAUGGAACCAGGAAGUGAAGCUGUAGGUAUCCCAAAAUGGAUCGGUAGAUCAAAAAGAAUGAUAAUCAUUUUAUCUGAUAAGAUAUUUGAAAACGAGUGGCGUUGCUUUGAGAUAGAAGACGCUGAAAGACGAAUUAUAGAAGCGACCGCUCGAAAGAAUGAAAAGAACAGUGAACAUAAACAAAAAGGCGAAAAUAAUGAUAACGAUUCGUGUCGUAUAGAUAUUGAAAACGACACAAAUUUAGAAGGUGAUGAAAGCAGCGUUGCAGAUGAAAAUGAACCUAGUUCUAUUAACAUGGAAGGGGACGAAAAUCUUGAUAAGGCCCCUAGAAUUAUUUAUAUCAUUUUUAACAGUAGUGAUUUACUGAAGUCAAAAUUAGAUGAAAAUAGAUGGAUAGAAAGGAUAGGUGACAGACGCAAUUUGAGGAAAAACAAUUCCAAAGAGUUUGAUUUAAAAGCCAAAGCAUGGCAAGAAAAACUUCAACAAGAACCGUGGAAAUCAAGGCUUGCCGGGAAAGUAGUUCUCUCGCCUGAUGAUAAAAUGUUUUGGUCAAAAUUACGAUAUGAGUUACCUCCUAAAGGCAAUGGCAAAGGCGAUGGUAAUUUUACAUUUAAGCGACCUGACCAGCAUGAAGACCUUAGAAUUGUUCAUGAUUUGCGUCAACAGGCUAGAGACCGCGAGGCUACAAAUACAACCGCUGCCAAACAAGAUCGGGACAAAGCCGGUCCCAAUUUUACACAUCUUGAAGACACCUCUGAAAAAGCGCGUGUACAUAGAAAUAAAGACUCAGGAAAUAAUAAUUCAGAAACCAACAAAAAAGGUGGUCCCUCUAUAAAACAAACUGCAGACCCAAAGUUAAUUUUAAACCAGUUAAGGACAGAUAAGAAGAUGGGAAUAUUUAGCAUAUUUGGCAGUAAAGAAGCUGCAAAUAAUUCUAAUGACAAAGAAAAUAACGCUAAUACUGACAGAAGUAAUCAGUUACUGGAUGUGCUCAAUGGCAUUGACCUAGGUACUACAGAAAGAGGCGGAAUACAGAGAGUCAAAAGAGAAAAUACCGAGGAAACGAUCACAAACGGCCAGCGUGUUUUAAAAGAUCUCAUGGAGGCAGCCGGUGGGCAGAGAGGCUCACCUUCAAAUUCACGACCAGGAAGCGCGACUAAGGAAAAUGACAACGCUGACCAAAACAGACAUAUAUUUACGAUAGGAACAAAUGAGACGAACGUGACUAAUAAAUUUACAAACGCUUUAGGUUAUAGCAAUAACAUGCGCAGUAACGUGCGCAGUAACAGGGGAAAUGUGAUGAACAGGAAUCUAAACAGUAAUUUGAGAAGAAAAAUUAGCAAUGGCACUAUCAAUAGUGAAAGUUCCAUUUUUUCUUCAAGUUCCGACGCAUAGACUACAUUCAAAGACAGCCUCGCAGUAUUAUUCCGUCCAUUAUUUUUCACAUUUAUGUGCAAUAGUAGCUAUCAUUUACGAAAGUAAGAAAGCUUUUGUUAUGAUUUAUUCAGAAAUGUUAGUUAAUCCUAUGGAUUAAAGAUGAGGGUAACAGUAUUUUUUUGACAUUGAGGGGAACGAGGAUUAUGUUGUUAAUGAUGAUGUUGUUGUUGAUUACCUGUUUAUUGUCCAUAUUUAGUGUUAUACAGUACAUCUAUGAAAUUGAUUAUCAUUGAUGUAGUCAUAUAACGCAGUGUUCAUCACGAGUCUUUAGUGUUCAUCAUCAACAAUACAUGUAUCUUGUAUUCAUAGCUUUUCGGACAUAUAUCUUUUGUUUAAAGCUUUUUGUAGAGCAUUGGCUUAUAUCGAGUGGCCUUGCCCUUUUUAAUACGGCAUUUAAUUUAUUUAUUCGUUUACAUUAUUGUGUAUUUUUGUAAACGGUUUACGUUUUGUAAAGUCAUGUACCAGUGUUCGUCAUAAAUAAAAAUAUUAAAACA